Amphibalanus amphitrite is the source of this 2661-nucleotide messenger RNA. RefSeq names its product protein timeless-like. Lineage: Eukaryota; Metazoa; Arthropoda; Thecostraca; Balanomorpha; Balanidae. The coding region runs from base 369 to 2522 and encodes 717 amino acids. The transcript is spliced from 17 exons. The record is from RefSeq and is a predicted model, not a curated record. Gene Ontology annotation, molecular function: DNA binding. Gene Ontology annotation, biological process: replication fork arrest; DNA replication checkpoint signaling; DNA repair. Gene Ontology annotation, cellular component: replication fork protection complex.
GAUAAGCUGGUAAUUCUCAUUUUUAAGUUCUUUUGAUAUUCAAAAAUUAUCGAAAUAUUUGAUAAGUGUUCUACAAUUCUAAAAGAUACUGAAAGCAUACAGGGCAAAGUCCAGUUUCACCUUGUGAAACAGCUGACGAAUGUUGUGGCGAAAGCUGUACGCGCAGUGCGCACUGUGCGGCACGUACGAUUCCUCCUUUGCGUCGGUCGGCGUCAGUUGUCGACUGUUGCUUGAGGUCUAUUGUAGAAGACUCGAAUUGCACCGCUGACGUCUCCACGAUCAGUCUUAUUUCGAGUUAUAUUCAUUCAUCCGGACUGAAGCAACGAGGAUCGAUUAUUAAAUUUUACAGGUUACACCAUCCCUCCGUAAUGGUGGACUGGGCGCCAAGCCACCGGGCGUCGCUGAUGCAGCAGCUGAGUGUGCUCUCAGCGGCUGCUCUGCAUGACGAGACCGCCUACCGCCGCAGCGCCGCGGUGCUGAAGACGCUGGUACAGAAGCUGCGGCAUGACGACACGGUCACGUACACCUACCGGCGCCAGCUGCUGCAUGCCAACAUCAUCAGAACGAAUCUGGUGCCGCUCCUUUUACACAAGGAGCCGCCGUUUCAAGUGCAGGAUCUCACCCUCACGCUGCUGGACAUGCUGUCCUCGCCGGAGGAGAGCCUGCGCCCCUCGCAGACGGCGCUCUCGGGCCUCUCUCCCGAGGUGAGCAUCCAGCUGUCGCUGGGACUGCGCGGCCUCAAGGAGGAGCUCUCCUCGCCGAUGGCGGCACGGGCUGUCCUGGCACCGCUCGGAGCAGUCCUGGCCCGACAGACCACCGCUGCGGCGAUGCGCGGCCGGGACGCCGAGUGUAUCACCACCACGCUCUCACUGCUGAGGAACCUGCUGCACGGGCCGUUGUGCUCGGACGCCGCCGAGAUGGCCCGCUACCGGAACCUGCUGUGGGCGCUGCUCUCCGCCGACCUGGGUCAGGCGCUCCACCAGCUCAUGCAGUCACCAUCACUGUCUGCCUGGUGUGUACCCGUCGUGGAGCUCCUCGCCCAGCUGUACAAAAUGUACGCCAGCGGUCACCUGCACAAGACGCUGCAGAACUGGCUGAAUCCGACUCCGAGCGACAGCUCUGAGGAUGAUGAGAGCAACACCUCACCACCGGAUCCGAGCGUGGACUGUCGGCUGGAGCCGACGGCGGCCGCCGCCGGCGUCUGGGCCGUCAUGCCGCCCGGCUGGCAGGGCGGGGGCGGCGGCGCCGCGGGGGCCGUGCAGCCCCCCUGUGCCGCCUCCAAGUCGCUGAAACGCAAGCUGACCACGGUACGGACCCAGGAGCGGCAGGGAGAGCCGAACCUCAGCACCAGCAGUAGCGACGAGGGCCGCUGCGUCAAACGCUCGGCCAAGGCGGGCCACUUCAAGCCGCAUCACCGGUCGCCCAAAUCCAAACCCUCGCUGACGCCGCCGUCAUCGGGUGCGUGUGCCUCUGACGGCGGUCCGGCACCGCCCACACCGCAGCAGACGCCGCCGCCGCCGCCGCCGCCGCCUCCGCCCAAGCCGCCCCAGGAGCCGGGCGCGCGCCUGCUGCGCUCUAUCCGCGCGCGCGCCCACAAGAUUCUGUCGCUGGUGACCCGGGAGCCCUCCCAGGGUGACCUGGACAUUGUACUGGUGGAGUUCACCAUACAGUUCCUGCUGGCCGGCUGGGGACCUCUUGUAAAGGCGCUGAUGUCCAGCCUUCCGGACAAGAUGGACAAAUCGCACCUGUACUGGGCGAUCGUGUACUUCAUGAAGCCGUGUACAGAACUGCGCGUCAGCUAUCCCAACAUUCAGCCGGUGCUGUGUUCGGAGCUGCUGAUGCUGCUCACGUACGAGGCCACCCGAUUGGUUGCUAUCGGCUCCAGUCAGCCGACCAGCACGCUGGAGCGGUUCCACUCGCAGAGGCAGCUGCACAUGUUGACGAACGCCAUUCGCGAGAUCCUGUACGGGAUGGAAGCGAUCAGAGGCUACUCGAGCGACGAGCACAUAGCUCAGAUCCAGAAUACUCUCUGUCAGGUGGGCCGUCUGCGCCAGUUCCGUCAGCUGUUUCUGCUGCUGAUCGGCCAGUGUCGGCUCGGCCCGGCCAGCCUGCCCUACCUGCGUGACCUGGUGCUCACCAAUCACCUGCUCAUCAGCAUGCAGGAGACGUUCAACAACCAGUUUCCGCUGCUUAGCCACGUCACGCUGUUCGCCGAGCCGACCAUCAUCCGUCGGUACACCAGUCUGCUGAAACUGUACGCCACUAACGCGCCCGUGCUCAACGACGCGCUCUUCACCGUGCUACACCACGUGGUGGGCGACGCCAACCGGAUAGAGCUGCUGUUCCAGCCGGACGUGCUGAAAACGUUCUCCAAAAUCAUCGGCUCCGACCUGCCCCUGCUUCAGGACUGGCUGGACCUUAUAGAGUACACGAUCCAGCGGUUCAUCGAGAGGCAGCACGACCCGGCCGUGCGCGCCGCGCUGCAGCAGGCCGCCUCCGACGAGCUGACGGGCACACUGUGAGUGGGGGACCGGCGGCGCGGAGACGACGCCGGUCUGGGCUAGUUGCUAUUGUGAGGUUCAAGUGAGCCUUCAUGCAAAAUGGUGUGUCCUGUAUAUACACUGUGGAAAGGAGAACGGAUACAGGUGACGGCAGACUGGA